Cordyceps fumosorosea ARSEF 2679 is the source of this 1599-nucleotide messenger RNA. Its product is annotated as Hexokinase. The record is from RefSeq and is a predicted model, not a curated record. Lineage: Eukaryota; Fungi; Ascomycota; Sordariomycetes; Hypocreales; Cordycipitaceae. Gene Ontology annotation, molecular function: fructokinase activity; D-glucose binding; mannokinase activity. Bases 1 to 1599 code for a protein of 532 amino acids. Gene Ontology annotation, biological process: glucose 6-phosphate metabolic process; glycolytic process; intracellular glucose homeostasis. Gene Ontology annotation, cellular component: cytosol; mitochondrion. The transcript is spliced from 3 exons.
AUGGCGGCUACGCAGGAGCAGCUCCUGGCAAAAUUCCUCGAGCCUAUCCAUAUUGACCUCCGAACAUGCCAUGCCCUGACCGCUGGCUUCUAUGAUUGCUUCAAGGCGCUGGCGGCCAACCCCACCGAUCAGUUCCUCCCCACGCCUAUAUCUGAUGCCAUCCUGCGGCCCAUCGCCGACACUGCCUGCGGAAGAAAUCUAGCCAUUGAUAUUGGCGGAACAAAUCUCCGAGUUGGUUUCAUCGAGCUUCUCGGAAAGCAGUCAGGCGCCGCCAGCACCAAUGGCACCAAUGGCACCAAUGGCGUCAACGGAACUCAUGGAGUUGCUCAUCUGAAUGGCACUUUGCAAGCCCCGCCAGCUCGCAUCAGACGCCUCUUUGAAAAGUCAUGGCCGAUUGAUAACCAACUCAAAGAUGACAACGCCGAGGCCCUCUUUUGCUGGAUCGGCAAGCAUAUUGCCCAAGUUGUUGGCGAUGCGUACGACGAGCUUGGUCUAUCCAACAGUGAGCCGCUUCCUAUGGGUGUGACUUUUAGCUUUCCCUCCCAACAACAUUCACUUGCUGAAGCCACUGUAACAUCGAUGGGGAAGGGAUUCACCAUUGCCCCAAAUACCGAUCUUGGGGCCAGCCUCGAGAAGGGAUACGCUGAAUCCAAGCCGGCUCACCUACCCGAUAUCAAAGUGACGGCAAUCUCAAACGACUCGGUGUCCACCCUUGUCUCGUUCAUUUACAACUUUGGCGGGACCGUACAACAGCGCGCCAGUAUGGGCCUAAUUCUAGGAACUGGCUCUAAUGCGACGGUACCACUCAGACUUAGUCUGCUGCACCAAAGCAAGUGGCCCCGAAAUAUUAACGUCCUAGAUGGCGAAAGCCUCAGCGACGUGAAGAUCGCUGUCAACACGGAGUGGAGCAUCAACGGUACGGCGCCCCCGAUGCGUAAACUAGGUCUCGUCACGCCCUGGGAUGACCAGCUCUCCGCUCAGACGGAAAGACCUGGCUUCCAGCCUUUAGAGUACAUGUCAGCUGGGAGAUACUUGGGUGAGCUCGGACGCAUAAUGCUGGUAGAUUACAUGGUCAACACCUUGGGUAUGGCGCGAGACACGUUGCCUUCGGCUUUGGUGGAACGCCAUGGCCUUUCAACGACGUUCCUGAGCCACUUCAAGCCUCUAGAACACGGCAAGCUUCUAGCCAGCUUGCGCGCCGAGCUGCCUGAAUCAACGGGCAAGGACGGUUUCGUCUGGACGGAACACCUUGCCGAGGCACUGUACAGGAUUGCCAAGGCGAUCGAGGUUCGCGCUGCUGGUGUCAUUGCAGCGGGUACCGUGGCCCUGUUGACGCUCUCUGAGGAGCUACCUGCCAAAGUGACAGAGGCGGUGCCAACGGCGAAGGAGCUAGGCGUCGGAUAUACGGGCGGUUGCAUAGUGCACUUUCAGGAUUAUCUGGAGGACUGUCAGCGCUUUAUUGACCAGCUUAUAAAAGAGCGAUUCGGUGUGGCUGGCACCUACCGAGUCGUGCUCAGCCCGUGUCACGACGGCGGCAUUACGGGCGCCGGUAUCUUGGUAUCCGCGGCAUCGGUCAGUACAAAGACUGAAGCGGCGUAG